Lucilia sericata (common green bottle fly) is the source of this 1830-nucleotide messenger RNA. RefSeq names its product serine protease easter-like. Gene Ontology annotation, biological process: proteolysis. Bases 476 to 1675 code for a protein of 399 amino acids. The record is from RefSeq and is a predicted model, not a curated record. NCBI's taxonomy places the organism in Eukaryota, Metazoa, Arthropoda, Insecta, Diptera, Calliphoridae. Gene Ontology annotation, molecular function: serine-type endopeptidase activity. The transcript is spliced from 5 exons.
GCACACUGAUCAGUUUGUAUUAAAAGCUUAAACGAUCUAAAACAUAGACGGUUUGUUAAAACAGCAUCAUAAAAAAACAAAAACAACAAAGUACAACUAAAAUCUCAAAUAGACUAAUAAACGGGAUAUUGUAAAGAAUAUUAACAAAAACAAUAACAAAAAAGAAAUAAUAAUUUUCAGUUUUUUAUAUUAAAUUGUUUUUUCUCCAUGGCAUAAUUAAUUUAUUAAGAAAAAAUUAAUAAAAUAAACACCACCGCUCACUAACUGGUCAUUAAUUAAGCAAAUUAAUGGAGAAUUUUAUUAUAAAUAUUUUUAUUUAUUUCACCUGAGAACAAAAAAUAAUACUUUUGUGUAAAGAAUAACGCAAUUAAUUACUUUUUUUAAUUUAGCAAAAAUCAAUAAUCAAUAAAAUACAAUUUUAUUUAUUAUAUUGUAUCAAUUUAUCAAUUUUAUUUAAAUACAAUAUACGGUCACAAUGGCAAAAUCAUCAUUAAUCAAAGGAUUUUAUAUGAUAAUCUAUAUUAUAUUAAUUUUACAAACUACAACUUUUGCACAAAUAAUAUUUCCAAAUGAAGAGAUUGAUGUACCAAAUUUUGGUCGCUGUAUAACACCCAACCGGGAGAGAGCUCUGUGUAUAAUACUCGAAGAUUGUAAAUAUCUGUAUAAUAUUUUGGUAUCUUCUCCCUUAAGAGAUGCUGAUAGAUUAUAUUUAAGUCGCAGUCAAUGUGGUUAUCAAAAUGGCAAAGUUUUGAUUUGUUGCCCCGAUCGUUAUCGCCAGGUUACACAGCAGACUGUGCCACCAACUCCUCCUCCAAAUUAUGUUAAUAAUUUAUUACCACAACCCGGUCAGUGUGGUAAUGUUUUGUCGAAUCGUAUUUAUGGUGGUAAUAAAACAAAAAUUGAUGAAUUUCCCUGGAUGGCAUUAAUUGAAUAUACAAAAGCCAACAAUGCUAAAGGUCAUCAUUGUGGUGGUUCCUUAAUAAACACUCGUUACGUAAUAACAGCCUCACAUUGUGUCAAUGGCAAAGCUAUACCCACCGAUUGGCGUUUGACCGGCGUCCGUUUGGGUGAAUGGGAUACAACAACAAAUCCAGAUUGUGAAAUAGAUGUACGUGGUGAAAGAGAUUGUGCUCCCGAACAUCUUGAUAUUAGAGUCGAACAGGCCAUACCACAUCCGCAAUAUAAUCCCAGUUCUAGAAAUCAAGUCAACGAUAUAGCACUCUUACGUUUAGAACGAAGCAUAUCGUAUACUGACUUUGUGAGACCUAUAUGUCUACCGAUAAAUAGUAAUUUGCGUACGGCGGCAUUUGAUGGUAUAGUAAUGGAUGUUGCUGGAUGGGGUAAAACCGAAAAAGAGUCGGUAUCAAAUCUAAAACUUAAAGCCUCCGUAGAAGGCUACUCUAUUGACGAAUGUCGUUCAGUCUAUAUGCGUCAGAAUAUUAUUUUGGAGGAUACGCAAAUUUGUGCCGGCGGUAAGGAAGGUAUUGAUUCAUGUCGUGGUGACUCCGGUGGUCCACUUAUUAGUUUGGAUACUACAAAUAGGAUUCGUGCUUACUAUUUCCUAGCUGGUGUUGUAUCUUUUGGCCCUACACCAUGUGGUUUAGAGGGCUGGCCUGGUGUCUACACACGUGUUGGUAAUUAUAUUGAUUGGAUAUUACAAAAUCUUCGCCCAUAAAUAUUGCUGUGCAUUUUUUAUUUGAAAUUGUGUUUCAUUGUAAAUAUUUUACUUUGAGUUGGACUUAAAAUUAUUUAUGCAUGUUUUGUAUUUUAAUAAAAAAUAAAUAAAAAUAAAUGUAUGACAAUUCCUUUUCUAAGGAAGUAAAUAUUAAA